UGGGCGGGCAGGAGCACGUCCUGCCCCGCAGGCCGGGGCUGUCGGCUUGCUGAGGGCAGCAUAUGCUAAGCGGGAGCGCGCCUACGGGCAAAGUUUGCGGGCGGGCGGAGGAGGAGAGCCGCGGCGGGACUGCAGCAGCCGCGCUGGAGAUGCCCCUGCGGAGCCUCCUGCCAGCGGUGGGGCUGCGGCAGCGGAGCUGAAGCCGCGCUGGCCACCCGCCUGCGGGGGCUUCUCUUCCUCCGGGGAAGGAGGGGGCCGACCGGGCGCUCUGCGGCUGUGCCGCCUCAGCGGGGCUCGCCUCUUGCCCGGCUCCGGAUCCAGCUCCGGCCCUUCUCCGUCACCGGGGCUGCGGAGUGCGGUCCUGCGCGCCCCGCUCCUCCUCCGGGCCGGCCGGGCAGGUCGGUGCCCGCGCCGGAGCCCCGCACGGCUGCAUGCCCGCCGCGGUCUCGGCACGUCUGGAUUCGCUGGAGUCCUGGGCCUUCCAUGCACUGCUGGUGCUGCCCUAUAUGUUUUACGUGGGCUUAUUCUUUGUCAACGUGCUGAUCCUGUACUAUGCCUUCCUGAUGGAGUACAUCGUUCUCAAUGUAGGCAUCGUCUUCCUGCCCGAGGAUAUGGACCACGCUCUGGUGGAUCUUGGGGUGCUCUCUGACCCUGGCUCAGUGCUCUACGAGACGGACAGCGAGCUGGAUGUCUUUGAUGGGUACUUGGAGUGACGGCCCGGGGCGCUCCAAAGAGACUGACUGCUGGGUGACGCCGUCCGGCCCGGGACUGGGGCUGGGUGUCCCGGCAUGGCCGCCCCUAGGGAACCGCCGCGGCCCCGCGAUACCCUCGCUGCGGCUCGGCUCCUUCUGCAGCAUCUUCCCUUAUAGUUCCGCUUCCCCUCAGCCCCGGGGCAGGGGCAGGGGCGGGGGGCCGGGACCCACUGCCGCCGGGCAGGGCCGCGGGCACGCCGAGGGCUCGCCGGGGAAAUUCAUUGAACACCUGAAAUGGAUUAUGACCAGGUGCAUGGAUCAAGUCAUGGAAAUAAAUUAUACUCUGAAAUGUGGAGAUGAAAAGAAGGACAAGGGGACAAGAAGAGUUGUCAUCAGACCUUGUCAGUGGUGACUUUUCUCCAUGGUCAUUGCCUCUUGAGUGUGCAGUAACCACAGUGAUUCAUGCACCGUACUUGGCUUCAUAGGUAAUUCUGGAAUGGACUGUAUGAACAAAUAAUGUAAGCUAUGUUCUAUUAUAACAGAAAAUCAAGAUGUUACUCAGAGUCGAUAAACUUUUGAAUAAAUACCAUGUUAUCCAGACACGCUCUACAUACUGCUUAAGCAAGUGUUACAAUCACACACUGAAACUCUACCAGCCACUAGUUCAAAGACAGUGCUUUCUCAGGGGACAAUCAGCAGGAGUGACUGCAGGGAGUGUUUGUUCAGGGCAGCAUUACGGCAAGAACUGUGCUAGUAAGAUAUUAAAUUGUGAGUUUUGACAUAGAUCAGAGAGUUAAUUUUAUAUAAGUAGAUGAAUUCGUUAUCUAACACAAGAUACUUUGCAGAUUGUUUAAGCUCAUGUUCCUAUGUACAGAUGUGAAAGCAAUACAAUAAAGACUGACCUUUUCCAUGAAAAAGUUAA
Molecule: messenger RNA, 1614 nt
Organism: Pezoporus flaviventris
Lineage: Eukaryota; Metazoa; Chordata; Aves; Psittaciformes; Psittacidae
Gene: DEXI
Product: Dexi homolog
Exons: 2
Coding region: 432-713 (93 amino acids)
Source: RefSeq, a predicted model, not a curated record